Rhinichthys klamathensis goyatoka is the source of this 5149-nucleotide messenger RNA. It is a transcript of the gene irs2b, whose product is annotated as insulin receptor substrate 2b. The transcript is spliced from 2 exons. Gene Ontology annotation, cellular component: cytosol; plasma membrane. Gene Ontology annotation, biological process: insulin receptor signaling pathway. Gene Ontology annotation, molecular function: phosphatidylinositol 3-kinase binding; insulin receptor binding. The record is from RefSeq and is a predicted model, not a curated record. Bases 206 to 3373 code for a protein of 1055 amino acids. Lineage: Eukaryota; Metazoa; Chordata; Actinopteri; Cypriniformes; Leuciscidae.
UUUUUGUAACCAAAGCUGGAUGUGUAGGACGUCACAUGUUGUUUUUCCUCUUCACUCCAGUCACUUAGCGAUAUGUGUUAUUUACUGUCAAACCGCUCCUCGCAGCGAACGCGCACUCCGCGCCGGGUACAGAAGAGAGUCUGACAGGAUUAUAUCUGACUGACAGCACAAGUUAAGGAAAAGUGAGAGUUUUUCUUCAGAGCAUAUGAGAAUGGCGAGUCCGCCGCCGACAGAAGGACAGCUGAUUUCAAAUAUGACAGUGAAGAACAACAACCACGUUAAGAAAUGCGGCUAUCUGAAGAAACAGAAGCACGGACACAAGCGCUUUUUCGUGCUGAGGGAGCCGAGCGAGGGCUCUCGCGCCCGGCUGGAGUAUUACGAGAGCGAGAAGAAAUGGAAAAACAAGUCGGCUGCUAAACGGGUUAUACAUUUGGACUCGUGCUUGAACAUCAACAAGAGAGCCGAUGCCAAACACAAACACCUGAUCGCCCUUUACACCAAGGACGAGUAUUUUGCCGUGGCUGCCGAAAACGAGCAGGAACAGGAGGACUGGUACACUGUCUUAACGGAUUUAAUGAACGAGGGGAAAGUGAGCGACGGCUCCGCUUCUAAUUCAGCGUCAUCCCUCGUCGGCUUUGAUGAGGCGAGCUACGGCGUGAUAACGCCCGUCACCGCUACUUACAAGGAGGUUUGGCAGGUCAAUUUGAAAUCUAAAGGACUCGGCCAGAGCAGAAACUUAACGGGCGUUUACAGGCUGUGUUUAUCCAGCCGGACCAUCAGCUUCGUGAAACUGAACACGGAGGUGGCGUCGGUGAUUUUACAGCUGAUGAACAUCCGCCGAUGCGGACACUCGGACAGCUUUUUCUUCAUCGAGGUGGGCCGGUCCGCGUCGAUCGGACCCGGCGAGUUGUGGAUGCAGGCGGACGAUUCGGUGGUGGCGCAAAACAUUCACGAGACUAUUUUGGAGGCUAUGAAAGCAAUGAAAGAGAUGUCAGAGUUCCGCCCGCGCAGCAAAAGCCAGUCCUCAGGUACCAACCCCAUAUCUGUGCCCACCAGGCGGCACUUUAACAACCUCCCGCCGAGUCAGACUGGGCUGACACGGCGCUCGCGCACCGACAGCAUGGCAGCGACGUCUCCCGUGACAAAACUGACGUCCUGUAGGAUCCGCACGGCAAGUGAGGGUGACGGUACCAUUGGCAGCCCCAUCAGCCCAGGCGUGAACAGGAUGCAUUUGAGCCGCUCUAAUACAGUGACAGCUCGCCCAUGCAGGACAUUUGAGUCAUCAACCCUGCAGCAUAGUAAAUCCAUGUGCAUGCCUGUGUCUCACUCGCCUCCCUCAGCUGUCAGCCCCGUCAGUCUGUCAGGCCCUCGCCCCUCCAGCUGCACCGCCUCAAUUUCAGGCUCUCCCAGCGACGCUGGCUUCAUCUCUUGCGAUGAGUGCGGCUCCAGCCCGGGUGAUAUCAGGCACCUUUUAGCAGCAAACCGAAGCAACACACCUGAGUCACUCGCUGACACGCCACCCUCACAGGAGGGCAGCAACCUGUAUGGAUAUAUGAUCAUGGAAAGGCCGAACAGCUGUGGACGGCGAAGCAUCCGGGCGGCAGGCGAGGAGAGCGUAGGAGAUCUGGAGAAAGCCUACAGGAAGAGGACACACUCUCUCACCAUGCCUUACCAGAAGAGGGUGCCAUCACAAGUGUCCUCUACUUCGCUGGACGAGUACACGCUCAUGAGAGCUACGCACACAACUGGUGGCCAUUCGGGGCGCAGCUCUCACACUGCAUCCCCAAAGCUCACAUACCCUGAAGAUUAUGGGGACAUUGAAAUCGGAUCAUUACUGAAAAGUUCCAGCGGUAGUCUGGGCGACUGUGGCUACAUGCCGAUGACACCAGGUGUCGCUCCGCAAGGGGGGAAGACUGACAACUACAUGCCCAUGAGCCCAAUGUGCGUUUCGGCUCCAAAGCAGAUAAUCAACCCCAGGACGCACCCCCUUACUAUUGCGAAUGGUUACAGAACCAAUUCCCCUAGCAGUUGUUCUCUGGAUGACAGCGGCUACAUGAGGAUGCUGUGCGGCUCUAAAUUAUCCAUCGACAGCUCAGAUGGGAAACUGUCUAAUGGUGAGUACCUCAACAUGUCCCCUGUAGAUUCAGUCACACCACCAGACUACUACCUGAGCCCUGAGUCUCCAUGUCUCCGACAGCUUCACUUGUUUAACUCUUUGACCCGCUGCCAUAAGCCCCAGCAGACACUAAAGGAUGCGAACAAUGAUCAGUAUGUUGUCAUGAAUCCUCAGAGUCAGAGGAAAAUAGAGGAGUCAGUAAAAACAGCAUCCCCCCCUGCCCCAUCUCCUCUAAGACAGAGCCGCACGGAUAGUUUCAUCCUCCUGCACAGGAUAAGCCGGCCCACCCGCCUCUCCCUUGACACGCUCCGGACAUUACCCAGUAUGAACGAGCAUCCCCUCCCCUCUGAGCCAAAAAGCCCUGGCGAGUACAUAAACAUAGACUUUGGACAUGUUGCUGAAAGUUGCACUCCGCCCUCCAUUACUUCCUCCGAGAGCUCAGCCUCAUCCCUCGGAUCGUCUGCAGAUCAGAGGACAUCCCCCCUCUCUGAUUACAUGAACAUAGAUGUGAGUUCUCAGUCACCCAAAUCUGGAAAUGCCGCUCCGUCUAAUGGUUUGGAGCCUUUGGCGGAUCUCACGUCCUGCCCCACCCACCCUAAAGAAGAGGAGAAAGAUGAAAGGUACCACCUCACGGCACAGGUGGCACCAGUGGGCCCAGUUGAUAAAGCUAAAGACGAUUACACAGAGAUGACGUUCGGUGUGCCCGUUUCCCCUCCUGUCUCGCAGCCCUCAGAAGGUGGGCAGAACAUCAGCCCAUCCUCCUGCAUGCAGAGGCUGACUGUGGAUGAGACUGUGGGAGUGCCUGGCGUUGAAGCAUUCCUGCUGCAUGGUGCCACUUUGGCCUUGGUGGAUCCCGACCGGGGUGCCAAAGUGAUCCGUGCCGAUCCCCAGGGACGCAGGCGGCACAGUUCAGAGACAUUCUCCUCAACCACCACCGUAACACCAGUUUUUCCCUCCUUCGCACACGACGCCAGGCGGCAUGGUUCAGCCUCUGUGGAGAACGUGUCUGUUUCUGUGAAGAACAGCGAAGGAUCGGAUGAAGAGUACAACAGUCCCAUGUGCAGGGAGACAUCGGCCGGCUUUCAGAAUGGACUUAACUACAUUGCCUUAAACUUGAUGGAUGGAGGACUUGCCAGCUGUGAUUCGCUUGUCCGGUUCAAACCUGCCAGCUGCUGUAAAGAGGGCAUCAAUGGAAUACAUGCCAGUCCGUAUGCCAGCCUUGGGUUCAAGGAGACGGCAACAAUAGUAACAGACUAAACAGAGCCAGUCUUCUCAUAAAGGCUCCUUCACUCCGUUGUUCACGUCGAGAGCAAGGGACGAGAGAAGGAGAAGAGGCGCUCGUGUGGACAGAUGGACCACGUUGCUGCUGAACCAGGCCUCCGCUGAUCUUUGACCUCCCAAAUGCAUUCGAAUGGCCGUCGUCACGGCAACACAGACACUUGACCCCAGCGCGAGGCAUGACGAAGACUCGCAGACGAAGGCGGGACUUCCUGUCCAUCUGUCACUCACUGCAAUCUCUACAAUUUUUGUGUUACGGACCUUUUUCCACUGGUUUUGUUACGAGCUCUGGACUUCGAGUGGCCAGUGUCCCUCAACCCCCUAAAACCUGUGAACCAAAAAAUCUGAUCUGCACACGCACGCAUACACCCGUCACACUUAUUUAUUUCCCCCCACGUGUGGCGGCACGAGUGCGUGUGCGCGCACGGGUGGUUGCAACACUGCACAGAGGUGGCAUUUCAGAAAUUUACCCAACAAUUCGAAAUCAGACACACACACACAAAAAAAAGCAGUCACUUGAAAACCCUACCUCAGAACGAGCCAGGUUAUGACUUACAAAAAUCUAUAUAUUGAGAAAUUAAUUUAUUUUUCCAAGUGAAUGUUUUCGUAAAAACACCAAUCCAAAGCCUUACUGACUGUACUGUCAAACAGUGUUUCCUGGAGGACCUGCAUAUACACUCACAAGAGUAUCAAAGAUUACUGUUUGCCAUGAUAACUGAAUGUCUUGCAGUGCAGCGGAGGAAGUUCCUGCGCUGCAAUCAAAGAUCUAUUAAUGUUAUUUUGCAUUCUACACAGAUAUUUAAAGGAUUUUAAUAAAAUAAUAUUUAUCUGAGCUGGUUAAGGACCGGGCCUUCCGCCCGCAAUCCCGCACAUAUGCAAAGCAGGCUUUCAUAGAGGAGGAGUUAUUAGUUUUGGAACGAAGCCACACGCGAUUAACACACGCUAGAUGAAUGAUGUCGUGCGCCUCAGGUCAGAGAGAGGAGCAUCUCUCUCGCCAAGCCUAGGCAUGCUAGCACACCGUCUUUAAACCUUAACAACCCAGAGGCCUCUGCGGACUUGCCCCCUCUCACUGCUCUGAACACACAGGCUUCCCUUUGCCUUACAUACACACCCGUCGGCUCGCCGUUCCAGAGAGUGAUAGAAUUAGGGACGUCUCAGAAGGCCUGACACCAUUAUUGCUGCUCCCUACUGUCAGACAGGGAUAGACUCGUCAGAACCAAUGCUUUGUCUUGCACUUACAAACUCCUUAGAUUGUAACACAAGACACUUUUGAAUGUAGAGUAUUCCGGAGAUCUCCACAGGAGACGAAACGCACGGCCUAAACAUCCACAAACAGACUGAUACCGAGGCAGAGUUGUUCAGAUCGACACUUGUACAACACACACACACAACUUGACUUUAGUAUAUGAAAAAGUUUGCCUAGAAAGCUGUACAUAAUGUAUAAAGAGAUCGCAACUGACAUUUUUAAGUUAAAGAUUAUAACUUAUUUCUUUUUGUAUGUAUAUAUAUAUACACGGUACGUUUUUGAAUGAAUUUCCCAAUGAAUUUCCCCCCAAACAACUAAAGCACUAAUGAAGGUACAUGCCAAAAGCUGAACUUUGGGCCUGGCGUUUUUCUUUUCUAAUUCUUCAGUACGUUUGUAAAAGUAUGCACACUGUACGAUAGAUGCCACUUCAAGGAUAUUUGAUAAUGCUGUAAUAUAAAAAAAAAAGAAAAAAAAAAGAAUUCUUUGAAUAAUUCUUGAUAUUACGAAAA